AUGGUACCCCAGGAGCCUCGCUAUGUGGCAAUUGCUAAGCGCAAGCAAGCUGAGCUAGCUGCAGCCAUCCCUGACGAAUGGAGGCUUCCAGCAGACAAGAUCCCCGCGGGGAUGCUCUCGCCGGCGGAAUCUAUAUCUGAAGGGCCAAAGCAGUACAAGCCAGUUCGAGUCAUCGAUAUUCCACGGCGGUGUGGACUCCUCACUGAUAAAGAAUUGAUCAUCACGGAGAACUAUGAUGUGCGGGGACUUGUAUCUGCUAUGACCACUGCUAAAUACACCGCCGAAGAAGUAGUUCGAGCAUUCUCGAAGAGAGCUGCCAUUGCCCACCAGCUUACUCGCUGUCUGACGGAGCCUCUAUUUGACCGCGCGUUGAAGCGCGCUAAAGAGCUGGAUGACCAUCUGCGCCGCACUGGCAAGCCGGUCGGUCCCUUACAUGGCCUCCCCAUUUCGGUGAAGGACACCUUCUGGAUCAAAGGCGUCGACUCGAGCAUUGGGUUAGCAGCAUAUGCCUUCCAGCCUGCACCCGAAAAUGCCCCCUUAGUCGACCUUUUACACGGGCUAGGCGCAGUCAUCAUAGCCAAGACCAAUGUCCCCCAGACCCUCGGGUGCCUUGACAGCGCCAAUCAUUUGUUCGGCCGAACUCUCAAUCCGUUAAAUAGAAAGCUCACAGCGGGUGGAUCAUCUGGCGGAGAAGGCGCACUCCUCGCUAUGCGAGGCUCGAUGGUGGGCAUCGGCACGGAUAUCGGAGGCUCGAUCAGAAUCCCGGCAAUGUGUCAGGGUAUCUACGGAUUCAAACCUAGUCACGGCCAUGUGCCUUAUGGUGGCCAGCAAGAGGGACAAAUUCCUGGGAAAGGCCGGGCAGGCAUCCAGGCCGUCGCUGGCCCGCUGGCCCGCUCAGUAGCCGAUCUGGGCGCUGUUCUUGCUGAAAUUGUCCCUCGGGCUGACCUUUUCGGCGAGGACUGCAUUCCAGGACCAACGGCAAUGUCACACCGUUGCCGCCGAUCACUUCGGGUGCUUGACGAAGUUGCUCAGAUCUUACGGCAUACGCCUGGAGUCAAGGUCGUGGAGAUCACGCCUCCUCCCGAAUUUGCUCAGUGCCAUAUCUUGGCUUCGAAGUUAAUGGCGGUCGAUGGUACCAAUAAGAUGUUGGACGCCAUUGAAGAGUUUGGAGAGCCUUUGAUCCCUUGGCUUACUUCCUGGUACCGUCGUCAUGAACCAAUGCCCAUUGGGAAGGUCGCGGCACUUCAGGCUGAGCGCUCAAAGAUCGAAAAGGCGAUGCUCAAGAUGUGGACAUCAGGCUCAUCUCACGAGCGGUGUAUUGAUGCAAUCAUUUGCCCGCAAGCAGGGCACCCUGUACCAGAACUGGACAAAUACGGAUUAGUCGACUACACAUCAUGCUUUGUUCUUCUUGAUUACCCUUCAGGGAAUGUGCCAGUGCGGGCGUUUGCCGAGUCUGAUCUUCAGCCUGGCGAGGAGUUCAAGGACCCGGUUCUGAGCAAAUAUGAUGCAAAGAACCGGCUGCUCUGGGAUGAAAAGUCAAUCGACCGACGAGUCUACCUUGAUUCGCCCUUGUCCGUCCAGGUCGUUACCCCCAAGCAACGGGACUAUGAACUGUUCCGUGCAAUGGAGAUUAUCGACCGAGCCGUACAGGGCCAAAAGCUAGCCUCACACCCCCGAUUAUAA
This is a messenger RNA of Penicillium chermesinum, 1683 nucleotides long. RefSeq names its product putative general amidase. Lineage: Eukaryota; Fungi; Ascomycota; Eurotiomycetes; Eurotiales; Aspergillaceae. The record is from RefSeq and is a predicted model, not a curated record. The coding region runs from base 1 to 1683 and encodes 560 amino acids. The transcript is spliced from 4 exons.